AUGCAAAACAAGUUGAGUUCAAGCUCCGCUGAGGAGAUCGCCAGUAGUAUAGACAUCGUGUGGGAGAUCCUUCUACGACUGCCGCUGAUAUCCCUUCUCCAACUCAAGUGCGUUUCGAAGCAGUGGUUGACACUCAUCUCUGAUCAAAAGUUCCGUGAGUCUCACUCUCUUCACCGCCACCAACACUACCCCACUUCUCUUAUUUUCUCGGAGUGUGGUCAAUCACACAUCCUCUCAUUCACUGCCACAGCUCAAACUCUCCGUGUUUUCAAUCUCGAUUUCCUCGACGAAUCCAAAGUCACCGUGAUUCGUUCCUGCAACGGUCUUCUCCUAUGUCGUUCCACAUCCGCGUACGUAAUCUCAUGCACCCCAAAAUGGAGCAAUGCUUCCGCCUACUUCAUCUGCAACCCGAUCACCGGAGACUUCACCACUUUCAACUUGCUCAGCCACCCAUGCUGGAACAAAAAAAUUGAACUCUAUCUUGUUUUUGACCCUUCCAUAUCACCUCAUUGUAAAGUUAUUUCAGUUGCACCCAGUGAGGAGUUGGAUUCACAGUUUGAUUGGGUCUUCAAUGUAUAUUCCUUCAAAACUAGUUCAUGGAUUCGCCCCGGGGUUUUUCUCUCAACCCCAUUUGAACUGGAUGCUGCUAAUGGGAUUUACUGCAACCGCGGUAUUCAUUGGUGCUGCACAGCUGAAUUCUCUGUGUAUUUUGAUGUUGAUACUCAGUGCGUCAAAAAUUACCCAAUGCCUUUGUCUGAUUUGGAAUGGGAGCGUCGAUCUAUCGCGUGUUUUGGAGAAUCCGGAGGGCGAUUGCAUUUGAUGCUUACUAUUUCUAUGCAAACUCAUAAGUAUGAUCUUUUUGAGAUGAAGGAAGAUUACUCUGGGUGGUCAUUGAGGCACUGUGUUGAACUUAAUCAAGUUGAAUUGCCAUUGACAUGGAACUUCUUUUACAUUGUUCGCACAGCAAAAGCAAAAGAAGAUAAAUCAAUGUUGGUGUUCAUUGUAGGUAGAGAAGCUGCCAUUUCCUAUGAUCCUGUAGAUCAAACUUCAAGAAAGUUAUGUGAGUUUGAGAAGGGUAUGAGAUAUACGAAUACAAAUACUAGUUUUGUCUUGGGUGGCAUUUUUCAGUAUUUUGAAAGCAAAGCUCUUGUAGAAACUUGUACUGAUGCAAUGCAUUAA
Molecule: messenger RNA, 1179 nt
Organism: Lotus japonicus
Lineage: Eukaryota; Viridiplantae; Streptophyta; Magnoliopsida; Fabales; Fabaceae
Product: F-box protein At5g07610-like
Exons: 1
Coding region: 1-1179 (392 amino acids)
Molecular function (GO): protein binding
Source: RefSeq, a predicted model, not a curated record